Molecule: messenger RNA, 1485 nt
Organism: Fraxinus pennsylvanica
Lineage: Eukaryota; Viridiplantae; Streptophyta; Magnoliopsida; Lamiales; Oleaceae
Source: the annotation of a GenBank genome assembly
AUGCUUCAAGCAAUCGGAGUAGCAUCACCUUCAGUUUCCUUCUCGGAUCACUACAAUAAAUUCUCUGUUUCGUCAAUUCGAUCUUUCCCAGUCAUCAGAUCCGAUUCGAGGUUGAUUUCGGUUUCUGGUUCUGUUCAUGGAAGCUUCAAGCCAAAAAAGGUUAUCGCCAAAGCAACUGCGACGCAGACGGAGAGUUCUGCUUCAGCAGCUUCUAAACCUGGGCAUGAGCUCUUGCUGUUUGAAGCCCUUAGAGAAGGGCUAGAGGAAGAAAUGGAUAGAGAUCCUCGGGUCUGUGUCUUUGGUGAAGAUGUAGGGCAUUAUGGAGGUUCAUACAAGGUCACCAAGGGACUUGCUGAGAAAUAUGGAGAUCUCAGAGUGCUUGAUACACCAAUUGCUGAGAAUUCUUUUACAGGCAUGGGUGUUGGGGCAGCCAUGACUGGUCUAAGACCAGUUAUUGAGGGCAUGAACAUGGGAUUUCUUCUAUUGGCUUUCAACCAAAUAUCUGAUAACUGUGGUAUGUUACACUACACCUCAGGUGGACAGUUCACUAUUCCAACAGUCAUCCGAGGACCAGGAGGGGUUGGGCGCCAACUUGGGGCAGAGCAUUCGCAGAGACUGGAAUCUUACUUUCAGUCAAUUCCAGGGAUCCAGUUGGUCGCCUGUUCAACUGUUUACAAUGCCAAGGGUCUGAUGAAGGCUGCCAUCCGCAGUGAGAAUCCUGUUGUCCUUUUUGAACAUGUGCUUCUUUACAACCUCAAGGAGAGAAUUCCUGAUGAAGAAUAUGUAUUGUCAUUGGAAGAGGCAGAGAUGGUGAGGCCUGGGGAGCACAUUACAAUCUUAACAUAUUCCCGGAUGAGGUACCAUGUCAUGCAAGCUGCCAAGACUCUUGUCAACAAAGGUUAUGAUCCGGAGGUCAUAGAUAUUAGAUCUUUGAAACCAUUUGAUCUCUACACAAUUGGAAAUUCUGUUAAGAAAACUCACCGGGUGCUUAUAGUUGAAGAGUGCAUGCGAACAGGCGGCAUUGGGGCCAGCCUUACAGCAGCAAUAAAUGAGAAUUUCCAUGAUUAUUUGGAUGCACCAAUUGUUUGUCUCUCCUCACAGGAUGUGCCAACUCCUUAUGCUGGGACAUUGGAGGAAUGGACCGUGGUUCAACCAGCACAGAUUGUUGCUGCUGUCGAGCAGCUCUGCCUUAUCCAUAUUUCUAGUUAUACUCAUAGUUUGGCUUUUCCAACUAUGACUAGCAGCAGCAACUGGAGAAGGAAGUUAUUCGAUCUGAGCAUGAAAUAUUCUGUUCAAACGAGGUUGUUAGUAUUGAACUUUUAUGUGAAGAAACGAAAGAACUUGGGGUGCUUGCGUGUUUCUGAAGCUGAAAAUCUGGGAAGCUCCUGGAAAGUGGGCCAUUACGAGAAAUUUCUUGACCGUGUUGAUGUCGGACGGGACCGGAGAAUUAGUGACGAAUCGUGGUUAGAGGUAGAAUGUUACUAA